Aedes aegypti (yellow fever mosquito) is the source of this 1176-nucleotide messenger RNA. RefSeq names its product general odorant-binding protein 45-like. Gene Ontology annotation, biological process: sensory perception of smell. The transcript has a single exon. NCBI's taxonomy places the organism in Eukaryota, Metazoa, Arthropoda, Insecta, Diptera, Culicidae. The coding region runs from base 239 to 1075 and encodes 278 amino acids. The record is from RefSeq and is a predicted model, not a curated record. Gene Ontology annotation, molecular function: odorant binding.
ACAAUUAUAGCCCUGGUUUACCCUUUGUUCAACUAUUCGAUAUCAUAUCACUUUCAAGAUUAUCUCUGAAAGCUUCAAUGUUGAUGUUCUCGUAGGUGCUCUAAACACGUUCUUACAGCACACAGAGUUACGCAUUACGAGAAAGUAAAUGAAAGGUCACGUGUCGGGUUCAAAUUUCAUUACUGCAGCACGAACUGCGUUGGAAUGUCUGAUACUGCGAAUAUAAACUUCCAAGUUCAUGUGCCUUGGCAGACAGUUGCUCUCAAGCCGUUGCACAAUGAUGUCCAGCGGAGCAUUCAUUCUUUCGGUAGUGCUUUCAGUGAGCAUAUCGGUGCUUCAAACUUCAUCGCUGCAGCACAGUGCCACCCUGAAGAGCUUCAACGAAAUCCUCAGCGAGUGCUCCCGUUAUCUACCAUCGAAUGAUGAACCUUGCUACGAUCGCUGCCUAGGCUUGGUGGGACGCUUCUGGAACGACACCAUUGCCAGGCCAUCGGUUUCAGUCGGUCGUUUCUACCGUCCGGAUCCAUGUGACCAGAACUACGUCAACCGCACCCAGCAGUGUAUAUGUGAUUCGGUUUUGCCGUUGCCCAGGAAGGAUGUCUGCCUACGAGCCAGCAGAGGUCUCCAGUGCUACCGAAAUCAGUAUGGACGCCUGAUUGCAGAUGAACCUCUGUUUGUGAGCGUAACUAAACUGCAAAGCUCGCAGAUAUUCCAGGACUGCGCCCAGAUGCUUCAGAUUCCACGCGCGAAGCUAGAGGAAAUCGUGCAGCAAGGCUAUUCGAAAUCACCCGAAGGCAGCUGUCUGGUCCGAUGCUACUUGGUGCGAGCAGGAUUGUACAGUGACAGCCAAGGACCGGAUAUUGCACGAUUUGCCGUUCAAUGCGAGGGCUACGAGGAUGCUUACGAGGCGUCGGUGGCCAGGUGCUACCAAAAGCUGAAAUCGGAACAGCUUGAUAAAUGCACCCUGGCUGCCCGAACGUACGAUGAGUGCAUCCAAGCGAACGAGUACAGUAAUAGUAACUUAGAGAUACUCGGUGUUUUGUUAGGCAUAAUUACUGGACUUAUCCCGGCAUAAAUUCAAGAAAUGGGACAGCCUAAUCAAUAAAAAAAUCAAAAAGGAUAACGCUCUGUGUUCUAUUUGAAAUUCCAAAUCAGUAAAUUAAUUAGGAACAAGAA